AAAUCCCUUUGUUCUACUGUUUGUUUGACAGAGAGAAAGAAGGUGAAGUAAGCUUUGAUCUAAGCUUUCUCCAUUUCAAUGGCGACAAUCAAUGGCUUGACCUCACCACAGCCCUUUCUCUCUCUGCCAAAACCCAACGCAAAGCCCUUUCUCUCUCUAUCAAAGCCCUUAAAGUCUCAAUUCUUAUUCAGAGGUCUUAAACAGCAGAAUCAGCAGUUGAGGGAUUUGGCUGUAGUGGGUUCGGUAGCCAACGAAACCGACGUGAUUCCGAUCCAAAGUACCGACAGUACGGACCAGCAAAACGGCGUCGUAAUUGGAUUAGAAAGAGAGCCGGAAUUAAGCGGAGAGAUGGAUAUAGUAAAUCAGGUAGUGGGUGGGUUCGGAAAUGAAGGGAGGUUGUCGUUUGAAGGUGCUGGUGGGUUUUCUUCGGCAAGUGGUGUUGUUGGGUCAGAAAAUGAAGAGGAGGAUGUGGAGAAACUUAUUGAUAGAGCUAUUAAUGCAGCUAUUGUUUUAGCUGCUGGAUCUUUUGCUAUCACUAAAUUGCUCACAAUUGACCAUGAUUACUGGCAUGGAUGGACCUUAUUUGAGAUAUUGAGAUAUGCACCUCAGCACAACUGGGUUGCAUAUGAGGAAGCCCUUAAAAGAAAUCCAGUUUUGGCUAAAAUGGUCAUCAGUGGAGUGGUUUAUUCUGUUGGGGAUUGGAUUGCACAGUGCUAUGAAGGGAAGCCUCUUUUUGACAUUGAUCGUGCACGUAUGUUGAGAUCAGGCUUAGUUGGAUUCACGCUACAUGGAUCCCUCUCUCAUUAUUAUUAUCAGUUCUGUGAGGCACUGUUUCCUUUCGAAGAUUGGUGGGUGGUUCCUGUCAAGGUUGCCUUUGAUCAAACUGUUUGGUCAGCAGUUUGGAACAGCAUUUACUACACAGUUUUGGGAAUUUUACGUCUUGAAUCCCCUCUUGCCAUUUUCAGUGAAUUGAAGGCUACAUUCUUUCCAAUGUUGACUGCUGGUUGGAAGCUGUGGCCAUUUGCUCAUCUAAUUACGUACGGUGUAGUCCCGGUUGAACAAAGGCUUCUUUGGGUUGACUGUGUAGAACUCAUUUGGGUGACAAUACUCUCAACUUAUUCAAAUGAGAAAUCAGAAUCUAGAGUCUCUGAGGUGAUCGUAGAAACAGAGGCGCAACCUCCCUCAAUAGGUCCACCACAGGUGUGUGAAAUAACUUCUUACUCGCAAGAUGUGGAUGUACGAUGAAGUCAGUAUUGACGUACUGCCUUAAUUUGAUGCGUGCUGUAGGAGUAAAUAAAUGGAAGAGCAAAGACACGACAAAGAUUCGAGGAAAUGUAUAGCUUUGAGGUGAUAUAGCCGCAGAUACUUGCUUGACCGUACUCUCAGAAAACAUCCUCCGAGAUACUCGUUUAUGAUUUGUGCAUACUGCACGCUGCUCUCCUUCCUCCGUGUAUGUACACAAAUUCUUUUGUAGUAACUGUAAAAUAGUGAAAUCUCGAACUCUAAUGUUCCUGUUGAAGUUUCAACAGAAACUUCCAUAAUAGAAGUAUAGCUUAUAACAUAA
Molecule: messenger RNA, 1564 nt
Organism: Solanum dulcamara
Lineage: Eukaryota; Viridiplantae; Streptophyta; Magnoliopsida; Solanales; Solanaceae
Exons: 6
Coding region: 79-1245 (388 amino acids)
Cellular component (GO): membrane; cytoplasm
Source: RefSeq, a predicted model, not a curated record